Parasteatoda tepidariorum (common house spider) is the source of this 10546-nucleotide messenger RNA. The record is from RefSeq and is a predicted model, not a curated record. NCBI's taxonomy places the organism in Eukaryota, Metazoa, Arthropoda, Arachnida, Araneae, Theridiidae.
UAAAUACUCAUCAAUUUCUUUGAGAGAUUCACAAGCGAUUUGCAACCUGAUUUCCUGAUAGCUGGGUUACAAUUCCUGACAGCAAUAGGAGACAGGACAGAUUCCUUCCAUGGAUAAGCGCAAGGCACUCAUGCGCCUUGCUAUAUGGCUAGCCUUUAUUCUUCCCUUAUCGACUGUUCUGGCAAGACCAUCAGAGCCUACUACGCAAACUCGGACUUACACUGAUGAAAAUGGAGACACAGUUUACGAAACUGUAACUGAAUACGAUGAAGAGGAAUCAGAUGGUUCUUCAAGUUCCAGACGUAGUUAUAGUAGCUCUAGUAGCUCGAGUGACUCUGGUGACUCUAGUAGAUCGAAGAGCUCCAGUAGUUACAGUAGUUCUAGCAGUAGUAACAGCUUCGAUGAAGAAGAUUCAAGCAGUUCAAGAAAUAAGGAGGUCUAUAAAAGUGGAGAAAGGGACACUUCUAGUUCAAGCUCUGGUAAGAGAGGAGAUAGGAUAUCAGAGAGUGAAAGUUAUAAGUCCUCUGAUAAAGAUGAACAAAGUAAUAGUGCUCACUCGAAACACUCAUCGAAGAAGAAAAGUGGUAGGAGCGAAACAGAUUUCUCUGAAAAUGGUAAAAGUAGACACUCAAGCAGUGCCAAAGAGAGUUCCCAAUCAGAGGACGAAGAGGAUCGAAAAAGCAUGUCUCGCCACGAACACUCUUCAAGCAGAAACAAGAGCAAAAAAGAAAAACUUUUAAAUGGAAGUGACGCAUCAGGUACUAAAAAGAAAACAGGUCGAUAUGAAGAAAGAGAUCAAUCUACGCAAGAAAGAGAUGAAAAUAGUAGUUCUCAUUCAAAGCAUAAAUCCAGUAAACAGAGCAGUCAGAAAGAAGAAGAUGAGAGUGAUAGCAGAAAUGGAGGGAAAACUAAGCAUUCCAGUAGAAAGUCCAGUAGCAAUAAAUCGUCAAAAGAAAUGGAUGAAAAGGACAGUUCACAUUCUAAGCAUUCUUUAAGCAAACACAGCCAUUCUUUGAAAAAGGACAUCAAUGAUGAAAGUAAUGUCAAGAAACAUGAUACUCAUAAAGAAAAAGGUGGAAAAAAUCAUCAAAAAGGUGGAAAAGAAUCAAGCAAGCACACCGAUAAAAAUCACAAAAAAAAUCACAGUGAGUCCUCUGAUAAUAGUUUGGAAGAAAGUGAAAGCUCUUCGAGUAAACACCAAAAAAACAAGCAUUCGUCCUCAAAAAAGCAUACACAUGAUUCCGAGUCUGAUGACAAAAUUACGAAAACGCACAAGGACAAAAAGCCAAAGAAACCCGUUGAUAAUUCCCACGGUAAAGGGGAUAAAUCAGAUCAUGGUAAAGACAAGCCAGGACAUCAGGGAGAUCAACCAAAGGGCAAAGGAAAUAAGCCUAAGCAUGGACAUGGAAAACCAGGAUCCGACAGUAUCACAGAAAAGCAUCAUAAAAAGACACAUGAUGAAUCUUCAGAAACUAGUUCAGAUGAAAAUGAAAGCUCUUCAAGUCAACAUAAAAAGAGUAAACACUCUUCCACUAAAAAACACAAGCACGAUUCUGAAACAGAUGAAACAAAAAAUAAACCGAAGGUUCCAGGCAAAGAUCAUGGUCAUAAGGGACCUGGUGAUCAUCCUCAUGGUAAAGGAGAUAAGCCCGGCUCAGAUCAUGAUAAGCCAGGUCACUCAAAAGAUCAUCCCCAUGGUAAGGGAAGUAAGCCCGGUAAAGAUCACAACAAACCAAGUCAUCCACACGGCAAAGGAGAUAAGCCCGGCAAGGGUCAUGAUAAGCCAGGUCACCCAGGUGAUCACCCGCAUGAAGGAAAUAAGCCAGAACAUGAUCAUGGUAAGCCCGGUCACAAAAGUGGACACCCAGGCGAUAAGGGAAAUAAACCUCAUCACGGACAUGGUAAACCAGGAUCCGGCAGCAACACAGAAAAGCAUCAUAAAAAGACCCAUGAUGAAUCUUCAGAAACUAGUUCAGAUGAAAAUGAGAGUUCUUCAAGUCACCAUAAAAAGAGUAAGCAUUCUUCUACUCGAAAACAUAAACACGAUUCAGAAUCAGAUGAUUCAAAAACUAAACCUAAAAGUCCAGGCAAGGAUCAUGAUCAUAAAGGUCCUAAGGGUCACCCUCAUGAAAAAGGUGAUAAACCUAACCACGGUAAAGAUAAGCCAGGUCAUCCAAUUGAUCAUCCCCAUGAUAAAGGAAAUAAGCCGGGAAAAGAUCACAACAAACCAGGCCAUGGCAAGCCAGGACAUUCAGAUCAUCAUCCACAUGGAAAAGGAGAGAAACCAGGUUCGCAUCCUGAUAAACCAGGACAUGGAAAAGAUCACCCCCAUGGUAAGGGAGACAAACCCGGGAAAGAUCAUGACAAACCAGGUCAUCCGCAUGGAAAAGGAGAUAAACGUGGGCAUGAUCAUAAUAAACCUGGUCAGCCAAAAGAUCACCCUCAUGGUAAAGGAAACAAGCCUAAGCAUGGACAUGGUAAACCAGGAUCUGGAGGCAUCACAGAAAAACAUCAUAAAAAGACCCAUGAUGAAUCUUCAGAAACUAGUUCAGAAGAGGAUGAAAGUUCUUCAAGUCACCAUAAAAAGAGUAAGCACUCUUCCACUCGAAAACACAAACACGAUUCUGAAGCAGAUGACUCAAAAAAUAAGCCGAAGGUUCCAGGAAAAGAUCACGGUCAUAAGGGGCCAGGUGGCCGACCUCAUGGUAAAGGAGAUAAGCCUGGUUCUCAUCCUGAUAAACCAGGACAUGGGAAAGAUCACCCUCAUGGUAAAGGAAACAAACCUGGGAAAGAUCAUGACAAACCAGGUCAUCCACAUGGAAAAGGAGAUAAGCCUGAGCAUGAUCAUAAUAAACCAGGUCAUCCAAAUGAUCACCCUCAUGGUAAAGGAAAAAAGCCUAAGCAUGGACAUGGUAAACCAGGAUCCGGAGGCAUCACAGAAAAACAUCAUAAAAAGACCCAUGAUGAAUCUUCAGAAACUAGUUCAGAAGAAGAUGAAAGUUCUUCAAGCCACCAAAAAAAGAGUAAGCACUCUUCCACUCGAAAACACAAACACGAUUCUGAAACAGGUGAUUCAAAAAAUAAGCCGAAGCAUCCAGGCAAAGACCACGGUCAUAAGAGGCCAGGUGGUCGACCUGGAAAAGGGGAUAAACCAGGUUCGCAUCCUGAUAAACCAGGACAUGGAAAAGAUCGCCCCCAUGGUAAGGGAAACAAACCCGGGAAAGAUCAUGACAAAUCAGGUCAUCCACAUGGAAAAGGAGAUAAGCCUGAGCAUGACCAUAAUAAACCUGGUCAUCCAAAUGAUCACCCUCAUGGUAAAAGAAAUAAACCUCAUCAUGGACAUGGUAAACCAGGAUCCGGAGGCAUCACAGAAAAACAUCAUAAAAAGACCCAUGAUGAAUCUUCAGAAACUAGUUCAGAAGAAGAUGAAAGUUCUUCAAGCCACCAUAAAAAGAAUAAGCACUCUUCCACUCGAAAACACAAACACGAUUCGGAAACGGAUGAUUCAAAACACAAACCGAAAAGUCCAGGAAAAGACCACGGUCAUAAGAGGCCAGGUGGUCGACCUCAUGGUAAAGGGGAUAAACCAGGUUCGCAUCCUGAUAAACCAGGACAUGGGAAAGAUCACCCCCAUGGUAAAGGAAACAAACCCGGGAAAGAUCAUGAUAAACCAGGUCAUCCACAUGGAAAAGGAGAUAAGCCUGAACAUAAUAAACCUGGUCACCCAAAAGAUCACCCUCAUGGUAAAGGAAAUAAAUCUCAUCACGGACAUGGUAAACCAGGAUCCGGAGGCAUCACAGAAAAACAUCAUAAAGAGACCCAUGAUGAAUCUUCAGAAACUAGUUCAGAAGAAGAUGAAAGUUCUUCAAGCCACCAUAAAAAGAAUAAGCACUCUUCCACUCGAAAACUCAAACACGAUUCGGAAACGGAUGAUUCAAAACACAAACCGAAAAGUCCAGGAAAAGACCACGGUCAUAAGAGGCCAGGUGGUCGACCUCAUGGUAAAGGGGAUAAACCAGGUUCGCAUCCUGAUAAACCAGGACAUGGGAAAGAUCACCCCCACGGUAAAGGAAACAAACCCGGGAAAGAUCAUGACAAACCAGGUCAUCCACAUGGAAAAGGAGAUAAGCCUGAACAUAAUAAACCUGGUCACCCAAAAGAUCACCCUCAUGGUAAAGGAAAUAAACCUCGUCACGGACAUGGUAAACCAGGAUCCGGAGGCAUCACAGAAAAACAUCAUAAAAAGACCCAUGAUGAAUCUUCAGAAACUAGUUCAGAAGAAGAUGAAAGUUCUUCAAGCCACCAUAAAAAGAAUAAGCACUCUUCCUCUCGAAAACACAAACACGAUUCGGAAACGGAUGAUUCAAAACACAAACCGAAAAGUCCAGGAAAAGACCAUGGUCAUAAGAGGCCAGGUGGUCGACCUCAUGGUAAAGGGGAUAAACCAGAUUCGCAUCCAGAUAAACCAGGACAUGGAAAAGAUCACCCCCAUGGUAAAGGAAGCAAACCCGGGAGAGAUCAUGACAAACCAGAUCAUCCACAUGGAAAAGGAGAUAAGCCAAAACAUGGUAAAAACAAACCAGGCCUUCCCAUUGUUCUUCCCGUUGGUACAGGAAAUAAGCCAGGACAUGAUCAUGAUAAGCCAAGAUAUGAUAGUACUGAAGAAGAACAUCAUAAGAAAACUCAUGAUGAAUCUUCUGUAACUAGUUCAGAAGAAGAUGAAAGAUAUUCGAGUGAACGUAAAUCAAGAAAACAUUCGACUACAAGAAAAGAGUUGAAUGACUCUAGUUCUGAGGAAGAUUUUGAUGUUGACAGGAAUGAGCGUGUAAGGGGAAAGAAAGGGAAGUAUGGAGAUAUUCGAAGUUCAAAGCGAAGAACUAAUAAACACAAUGACUUUGAUGAAUAUUCUUCUAUUGAAAGUUCGGAGGAAGAAGAUUCUUUUAAUGAAAGAAGCUCCAGAAAACACAAACAUAGAUCAAACUAUGAAGAUGAAUCGAGUGAAACAAAUGACAGGCACGGUAAGGGACGCAAACCUAAAUGCAGCAGACGUAAGGAAUCACGGGGACAUGGCAAUAAUAAUUUCUCCGGUGGUAGAUCACGUGGUAAGAAGCAUCACACCAAGAAACCUAAGAAUGGUAAAACUUCUGAAACAGAUUCUUCGGAAUUCAUCAAUAAAAAUAUUGACAAUGAAUUUGAAAGCUCUGAAUUGUUUUCCUCUGAUGAGGAAAGUUCCAGACAAUCCAGCCGCAUCCACAGGGAAAGAUCAGAUUCAUCUUCAUUUGAAGAAGAUGAUUUUUCCGAUCAAGAUUCUUUAAAUGGCAAGCCAAUUUGGAGCGAACGCCAACAUUCGUAUUCCAGUCAUUCUCAUAACGGAGAAGAAACAUCGGAGGAAAGUGCCUCUUCAAGAAGUUCCGAUAGUGAUAACGAUACCUCUUACUAUAGAAGAAGACAAUCUGGAAGACGCGAUACCGAUCGGGAAUAUGACGAUACUGAAUUCGAGGAGACAUUUACAAAUGAUGAUGAUUUUGAAAAUGAAGGUUCUCCAUUCAGUUGGAUAUAUAAAACUUUUGAAAGUACUGAGUCCCAAGAUACUGAAUCCGAUUCGAUAUACACAUCUGAUGAGGAAUUUGAAUCACAAGAUAGGGAUUUUGAAGAGAGAAUUCCAAAUGAUGAAAGUUAUGACGAAAAUAACUCCAGAGGUAAAAGACCAGGACAUAAAACUAAGCGCGAAUCCAUACCUGAAAAUUCGUAUGAAAAUGGUGACGAUAAUGAUGUAAUCUAUAUUGAAAAUGAUGAAAAUGAUACUUCUAACGGGGAAAACUUUAAUGAAAACAAGAUUUAUGAAUACGACGACGAGGGAGCGGAUGAUGUAGAAACUAGUGAUUCGAGCGGAAGUCGCCCUAUUUACAAAUAUGAAAAAUCAGGUGACAGUGAAAAUGGUAAAAUUGGAGAUCGAAUCAAAUUACCCAUUGCAAAAGGUUCUAAUGGUAAAUAUCAUUAUGUAGAGGAGGAUGAUUCAGAAGACUCCGAAAAAGAAAUUGUUAAGACAAAUGUUAGUGUAGAAGAAGAUAAUAAACUUAUUCCUGAACACAUAAGGGGAUGGAACAAAAAGCAUUAUGGCGAGAAAAGUAUUGAUACUUACUACUCGUGGAUAACUGAGCAUAAAAUUCGUUAUGAGGACGUAAGUACUUACAUAAAAGAUUUAACAUUUAAAGAGGCCAUUUCUUCGGAAAAAAUAGAACAAUUCUAUAAAUUGUUGGGAUUUUAUCCAGAUUCUGAGAGUUUAUUUAAUUUCGUUAAACAUUGUCAUAAAUAUCCUGAAAGGCCAAACAACUACGAACAAAAUUUUCAGUACAGCCUAAACGAAUAUUUCUUCUCUAGUUCCAAAACGGUUUCUAAGAAUGUGUAUUCACUCUAUGAGAAAAACCUGUUUUCCACGAAAAAAUUUAUUAAUAAUGCACAAUAUGAAUUUAAACGUAAGUUUUUAACACCUUUAUCAUUCGAUGAAUUGAAGACUUCAGAAAGAUACAAACAUAUCUACUACAUAUUGUUUGGGUUUUAUGCAAAUUCCCAGAAUAUUUUUGACUUUACGAGAUAUUGCCAUCAGUUUCCCACACAACCUGACAAUUAUUUAGAUAACUUCUCAAAUUCUAUCGAAAAUGUUCUCAGCAAGGAAGAUCAGGAAGUAUCUGAUGAACAUUAUGAACAUUUUAACAACAAGUUGUUUAAAGGUACAAGAUCUGACUUCCAUAGCACUUACGAAAAUAGGCGAACAUUUAUUAUAAAUAAAACCUAUAAAGACAUUCAAGGCAAAGAAUACUCAGAUCAGUUUUCCCACCUAUUUGGACUGUAUCCGAAAUCAGAGAGCCUCUUUAAUUUUAUUCUAUUUUGUCACAAAUUCCCAAACAAGCCAGACAAUUAUUAUAAAAAUUUCCAAAAUUGUAUGAAUUAUGUUGUUAGUUCCAAAUCGAAUGAGAUCACAAAGGAAAUCUAUGAAAGGUUCAAUGAAAACCUAUACAGCACUAAAACGAAGUACAAUAAAAGGACAACUUACAAAGAGAGGUACAGCUUUAUACGAAAAUUGAGUUACAAAGAAGUGAUCCAGAGAAAAUACUACAUUAAGUUCUACAAUCUCUUCGGUUAUUAUCCACUAAACAAGAGUUUAUUUAACUUCACCAAAAAAAUUCACAGCUACAAGAAAAAGCCUAAAAAUUACGAGACGGGUUUUUCAAAAUGUCGGAAAGAGUUUAAAAACUCCAAAUCACUGAAAGUAACGGAGCAUUUAUUAAAGACAUUCAGGAAGUAUGUUUCGACUUCAUCAGAAGGUGAAAAUGUUGAAGAAGACCACGAAAACGACAAAGAUAAUCAUACUAAUGCGGAGGAGACCACAAAACCGGAAGAGGAACAUGAAGACAAAGAACGGGAAGAUAAUAAGGAAGAAACUAUUGAAAAAGAUACCUCGGUCAGGAAAGAUAGUGAUUAUGUGUACAAAUAUUCAAAUGGAUGGAACAAAAAGAAUUAUGGUGGAAAAAAUAGAAAAUAUUAUGUACACUUGACAACUAAAAAAGUAAAAUAUGAAGUAGUAUACAAAUUUAUGAAGACCCUUACUUUUGAAAAAAUCAAAUCGACGAAAAUUAUUAAAAAGUUCUUCGAAUUGUUGGGAUAUUACCCGGAGUCUAAAAGUUUGUUUGAUUUUACUAAAUACUGCCAUAAAACUUCAAAGAAACCCAGAAAUUAUGAAGCAAAUUUUCAAUAUUGUUUGAAUAUUCAUUUCUCUUCGGGAUCACGUGAAGUUUCAAAAGAUUUGUAUAAGCUGUACAAGAAAAAUUUGAACUCCAAGGAGAGGUACAUCAACAACUCUCAGUAUAGUUACAAACGAACAUUUUUACGCAGCUUAAGCUAUGAUAAACUCAAGAGUUCUGAGCAUGCGAGAAAUAUGUUUUAUGUAUUAUUUGGUUUCCAUGCCGAAACAAGGCAAAUGUUUCAUUUCACCAGAUACUGCCAUCAUUACAAGAAACAACCAGAUAACUACAGCGACAACUUCUUCAAAGUCAUUGGUAAUAUUGUAAGCAAAAAAUCCCGCAAAGUUACAGAUACGUUGUACCGUCAAUUUAAUAAAAAGCUGUUUGCUAAGCGCACGUCCAGCCGAAUACUAAGCACUUACGACAACAGGCGAGACUUCAUUAAAGAUAUUACUUACAAAAACUGCCAAACAAAAGAGAAUUCCGACAAAUUUUUCAAAUUGUUUGGAAUUGAAGUUAAAUCAGAAAGCAUAUUUGAAUUUAUCAAAUAUUGCCACAGUUUUCAGAUAAAACCAGAAAACUAUUUCAUAAACUUCCAGAAUAGCAUUAAUGAGAUUUUUGACACAAAAAUUACUACCCUCACCAAGGACUUUUAUGUGAAAUAUAGUACCAAUUUGUUUAACAUAAAUAUAAAGUAUAAGAGCAAUGCAUCAUACAGUGAAAGGUACAGGUUCUUAAGUAAGUUGUCUUAUACAAAUGUUCUACAAAAGAUGCUAUACACCAAGUUUUAUCAACUUUUCGGAUACUAUCCCAUUACAAGCAGUUUGUUUAAAUUCACUAAACACGCACACGGUUCCAAAAAGCAACCUAAAAACUACAAAAAAGGAUUUUCAAAGGCUUGGAAUCUUUACAAAAAAUCGAAUUCAAUAAAGAUCACAGAUAAACUGUACAAGACAUAUGAAAAGUAUGUGUCAGAAAGUAGCAGCAGAAGAGAGACUGAUCAUGAAAAUCAUAAGAGCCCAAAAUCACACCAUGGUGGCUCAAAAUCCCACCAUAGAGGGGACUCAAAAUCAAAAGAGGCGAUUGGAUUCGGGGAACGUGUCACUUUCAAACAAACAAGAGGGUGGAAUAAAAAACGCUAUGCGGGAAAAGUAAACUCUCAUUUUUAUACUUGGAUAACAAAGAAUAAAAUAAAAUACACUGACGUUCAUAAAUUUUUGAAAAAAAUAACAUUCAGCGCUGUGAAAACUACUAAAAACCUACACAAGUUCUUCAAAUUAUUAGGACUUUAUCCAGAAACUGAAAGUUUUUUCAAUUUCGUUAAAAAAUGCCAUCAAUAUCCUGAGCAGCCCAGUAACUAUGUCGUCAAUUUCCAGAAUAUUAUCAAUCUGCACUUCGCGUCUGGAUCCCGUGAAGUUGGCAGCGAUCUUUUUACAAAGUAUGAAAAGAAUUUGCAUUCAAAAGAGAUUUACAUAAACAAUUCCGAAUACUUGGAAAAACGUUACUUCUUAAGAGAUGUCUCAUACGAUAAACUAAAGGAUUCGGAGAACUACUGGAACUUUUACUAUGUUGUUUUCGGAUUUUAUCCCGAAACUAAAGAGAUUUUUGACUUCACUAAAUACUGCCAUCACUUUGAGAAAAAACCAGACAGAUUUGCAGAAAAUUUCCAUAGUACUAUCCGUAAAUUCCGUAGUUCGAAGCGUGUGACCGACAAGCUAUAUCAACACUUCCACAAAAACUUAUAUUCUCGAUCAAAUUUCGGAUACUCUUUGGACUAUACAGGAAGGUAUGAGUUCUUAAAAACUCUUACGUUUAAAAACGCUUUAAGUCAAGAGCAUCGAAAUGUAUUCCAUUACCUUUUUGGAGUGCAAGUAGAAGAUGAAAGCCUAUUUAAGUUCAUUAAGUGGUGUCAUCGGUAUAAAACAAAACCGGCCAAUUAUUACCUUAAUUUCUUUAAAUGCCUUCACAAACAUCAGGCAUCAGGUUCAAAAACAGUUAGUUCUGACUUAUAUAAGUUAUUUGAAAAUAAUCUCGGCGCUAGUGGUGGUGAAGGCGUAGAUGAAGAUUCUAGCGGUGGACAUAAGAAGAAAGAUUUGGGACACUUGCCAAAACUUGGAUUAUUACAUGAUAAGUAUGGUAGAGAAGAAAAACAUGGAGGUGGAGAAAGACAUGGAGAUGGUGGUGGACAUAGAAAUAGUUGGUCUUGGAGGAGUGGAGGAGGACACAAGGAAGAGGGUGGUCAUGGUCAUAAAGGACAUAAAGAAGGAGGUGGAGAAAGACACGGAAGUAGUGAAAGACAUGGAGAUGAUGGAGGACAUAGAAAUAGUUGGUCUUGGAGGAGUGGAGGAGGACACAAGGAAGAGGGUGGUCAUGGUCAUAAAGAACAUAAAGAAGGAGGUGGAGAAAGACACGGAAGCAGUGAAAGACAUGGAGAUGGUGGAGGACAUAGAAAUAGUUGGUCAUGGAAGAGUGGAGGAGGACACAAGGAAGAGGGUGGUCAUGGUUAUGAAGGACAUAAAGAAGGAGGUAGCCAUGGUCAUAAAAGUUGGUCGUGGAGAAUUUAAAUAGCCGAACAUGUACAAGGAUAUAAUAAAUAAAAUUAAACAAAACAUGUAUCGUAAAACACUUUUAUGGAACAAUUUUGUGAUUAGUAAAAACUUUUCUAUUAGCAGAAAAUGUAGCAAUACAGAUCUGUGUUCAGUCUUAUGUAUAAUCAGUAUGAUUUGCAGUGGUGAUGGUGCUGAGUGUAAAUUAUUAUACAUCUUCAAAUCUUUAUGCAAUAAAGUAUCAUUAUAACUAUCUAA